Molecule: messenger RNA, 1622 nt
Organism: Myiozetetes cayanensis
Lineage: Eukaryota; Metazoa; Chordata; Aves; Passeriformes; Tyrannidae
Gene: VPS26C
Product: VPS26 endosomal protein sorting factor C
Exons: 8
Coding region: 44-1021 (325 amino acids)
Biological process (GO): intracellular protein transport
Cellular component (GO): endosome
Source: RefSeq, a predicted model, not a curated record
GGAGGAGGGGACCCCCCCUGAGGCGCGGUCACGUGAUCGGGCGAUGGGCACGGCGCUGGACGUGAGGGUGAAGCGGGCCGGGAAGGUCUAUCGCGAUGGGGAAGUUCUUUCUGGAGUUGUGGUCAUCACAAGUAAGGACACAGUCCAGCACCAGGGAAUCUCCUUAACCAUGGAGGGCUCAGUCAAUCUGCAGCUCAGUGCCAAAAGUGUGGGGGUGUUCGAGGCUUUCUACAACUCUGUCAAGCCUAUUCAGAUUAUCAACAGCACCAUUGAAAUGGUGAAACCAGGGAAGCUUCCCAGUGGCAAGACAGAAAUUCCCUUUGAAUUCCCACUGCACAUGAAGGGGAACAAGGUCCUGUACGAGACAUACCAUGGGGUGUUUGUCAACAUCCAGUACACCCUGAGGUGUGACAUGAGACGGUCUCUGCUGGCGAAGGACCUGACCAAGACUUGUGAGUUCAUUGUCCACUCCCUGUCCCAGAAGGGGAAGCUGCUGCCCAGCCCUGUGGACUUCACAAUCACUCCUGAAACUUUGCAGAAUGUUAAAGAGUCUGCUCUUCCAGUGGUGCCUGGACUGGAUGAUCCUUGUGGGUCCCUUCCAGCUCUGAAUACCCUUGUGAUUCCAUCUUUCCAGAGAGCCUCCCUCCCCAAAUUCCUGAUCAGAGGGCACCUCAAUUCCACCAACUGUGUGAUCACCCAGCCCCUGACGGGGGAGCUGGUGGUGGAGAGCGCCGAGGCCGCUGUGAAGAGCAUCGAGCUGCAGCUGGUCAGAGUGGAGACCUGUGGCUGUGCCGAAGGUUAUGCCAGGGACGCCACCGAGAUCCAGAACAUCCAGAUCGCCGACGGCGACGUCUGCAGGGGCCUCCCCAUCCCCAUCUACAUGGUGUUCCCCAGGCUCUUCACCUGCCCCACCCUGGAAACAACCAACUUCAAAGUUGAGUUUGAAGUGAACAUCGUGGUCCUUCUGCACGACGACCACCUCAUCACUGAGAACUUCCCCCUCAAGCUCUGCAGGAUGUGAAGACCCAGCCCAGGAUUCCCUGGAAAAGGCCCCCAUUCCUCAGAGGAAAAGUGGAACUUUAUCCACGCUGACAGCCCACCUGGACUUCCCAACCCAGGCAGCCUUGGCAGGUGUCCUCCUGCCUUCAACCACCCUGUUAUCCCAAAUUUUCCUCAGGCAAAUCCUGAAGGAACGAUGUUGCAGCUUUCUGCAACUGGUGUAAGUAUGGAGGAAGUUUCUCUCCUUAUUUAAUUCCAUCAUAUUUGUUCCAGAAUCCUUUGAAGACCCCUUACACCUGUUGAAUCCUGUUCUAUCCAUAGUGGGAGGGCAUGGGAAUUGUGAUAUCAUGAUAAAUUGGGGUUCUGAAGGGUUAAAAAAAUUGGUGCUGCAACACUGGGAGGUGCUGCUGUGGGACCACCCCUCAAGGUGGGGGUGAAAUAAGUGAAGUGAAUCCCAGGAAAUUUGGGUCAGAUUGGGAACAUGAGAGGCUGCUCAGUUAUAGGGUGUAAUUCCAGGGGUGGCCCUGGUGGUUUAGGGGAGAAACAGCUGGAAUUUUUAUUUCAGUGUCUUACUGGGGGAAAAAAAGUGCUAUUUAAAUAAAGCUUGACACUUUGCCCUAAGA